AUGCGCGCCUGGGUCGGCAUGCGGCGCGGCCCCGUCCGCGGCGCCCUCGAGCUGAUCUCCGACUUCCCCACACCCGCAGUCCCGCCGAAAUCAUCCCCCGACGUGCUGAUCCGCGUAUCGCACGUGUCGCUACAAGUCAACAGCGAGUUGUUCUUGAAAGCGCUGCCUAAGCUGUCUUUGACCGGCCCGUUCAUCCCGGAGCUCGAGCUGUCCGGUGAGGUGGUGGCGGCCGGGGAGAGCGCGCCCGCCGAGGUACGCGACCCGGGAACGCACGUCGUGGCUUUCCAGGCCUUUCCCCUCAAAGUACUCCUGGGCCGUGGCGUGCUGGCCGAGUAUGUGCGGCUCCCCGGUAGUCAAGUCGCGCGCGUUGACCCAACGGUUGACAUGGCGUCGGCUUCGGGCCUUAGCUGCUCCGGGUCCGCCGCGCUCAAGAUGAUCCGCGCGGUGGGUGUGCGAGAGGGUCACACUGUGCUGGUCAACGGGGCCAGUGGCUCGGUCGGUUCUCUGCUCGUGCAGCUCUGUAAGCUGCGCGGUGCGAAGGUGGUGGGCGUGGCCAGCGGUGGCAACGAGGCCAUGGUGCGCGGCAUGGGCGUAGACGAGUUUGUCGACUACCGAAAGCACGAUCCGCUACCAGCUUUCUUAGCUGAUCAGUAUGGCGACAAACCGUUCGAUUUUAUACUCGAUUGCGUCGGCGCCCAGCCCCUCUUUGUACACUCCCCAGAUUAUCUUAAGGCUGAUGGCGCCCUGGUCAAUAUUGGUAUGCUCGAGAACAUGCUUGUGACAACAUUCCACAUCCUUCUCAAUACCCUGUUGCCCGCCUGGUUGGGCGGCGUACCCCGUCGCUAUAUCAUGCUCAGUUCGCCUCCACUGCGCGACGACGUGAUCUACCUAGCCCGCCUGGUUGAAGAGGGACAAUUACGUAUCCCUGUCGACUCUGUCUUCGCCAUGGAGGAUGCACUGCUCGGCUAUGAACGCAUCGCUACCAAACGCUCCAGGGGUAAGGUUGUAAUCAAAGUGCGCGACGACUAG
Aspergillus melleus is the source of this 1029-nucleotide messenger RNA. RefSeq names its product NAD(P)-dependent alcohol dehydrogenase (gene YIM1). The record is from RefSeq and is a predicted model, not a curated record. The transcript has 2 exons. Gene Ontology annotation, molecular function: oxidoreductase activity. Bases 1 to 1029 code for a protein of 342 amino acids. NCBI's taxonomy places the organism in Eukaryota, Fungi, Ascomycota, Eurotiomycetes, Eurotiales, Aspergillaceae.